This is a messenger RNA of Anopheles darlingi, 895 nucleotides long. RefSeq names its product larval/pupal cuticle protein H1C-like. The transcript has 3 exons. Bases 133 to 516 code for a protein of 127 amino acids. NCBI's taxonomy places the organism in Eukaryota, Metazoa, Arthropoda, Insecta, Diptera, Culicidae. The record is from RefSeq and is a predicted model, not a curated record.
AGAACUUUGAGUAUAAAAGCUGGCCGCAGGUCCGAACGAUCAUCAGUCAAUUGUGUCUACUGCACCAAAACAAGUGUUACAAACCGUUCGUUCUUCGUUCUUCGUUGAAAUCCCCCCCAAAAACCCAUCAACAUGUACAAGCUGUUCGUUCUUGCCGCCGUUCUGGCCGUCGCUGCCGCCGCCCCCGGACUCGUGGUCCCAGCCGUCCACUCCGUCCCGGUCGUCCACGCUGCCCCGGUUGCCGUGAGCCACUCCUCGUCGCACGUCGUGCACCACGCUCCGGUCGUCAAGACUGUGGCCGUCCACUCGGCACCAGUUGUUGCCGUCCAUACCCCGGUCGUGAAGGCUCUCCCGGUUGUGCACCACGCCCCGGUCGUCCACCACGCCCCGGUCGUCCACCACGCUCCGCUGGUCCACAAGACCGUCGUGCACUCGUCCCCGAUCGUCCACUCUGUGCACCCGGUCCCGGUCGUCAAGAGCGUCGUCGCCAGCCCGGUCGUCCUCCACCACCACUAAGUCCAAUCCUCACCACCACCACCACUAGCACCCAAAACAAAACCCUCAACACAUUCCACAUCCCCCACACGACACGGCGUGAAAUGGAAACUUUUUCUACAAAACCCAGAAUUCCCAGAGCCGUCGCUUGAUUCGCUCGACAACACAACACACAGCACGCCGCCACCGUGCGGCGGGUAACCGGCCAGCUGGCAAUGUAAAUACAUCUCAGAGUUCAGCCAGACCAACAUCAGCAGCAGCAGCAGCAACCUUCCUCCGGGAGUGCAGUCUCACGGCGUCUCACGGCGUCUCACGAAGGUUUCUAAGCACAUUUUCGGGUCAGUGCAGUGCAGUGCAACAGACGCAAAGAACCAAUACAAUACAACUUUGUUGAAAAAGU